Molecule: messenger RNA, 726 nt
Organism: Arabis nemorensis
Lineage: Eukaryota; Viridiplantae; Streptophyta; Magnoliopsida; Brassicales; Brassicaceae
Source: the annotation of a GenBank genome assembly
AUGGAAGAUGUGCGGAAGGCGAUAGACCACGGGAGGUCACAAGGUGGUUCUGAUGGUCGCCACUGGAUUCUUGAUCAAUCGAUGGUACUAAAGGGAGAGCAUUACGCAGUGGCAUUGUCCUUGCUUGUGGAAGGAAAACUUGUGCUCGGUGUCAUGGCUUGCCCGAAUCUUGCGAAUAACAAAUCUUCUUCAGAUAAAACUGGCUGCCUUUUCUUUGCUACAGCGGGAAAAGGAGCUUACGUUCAAUCGCUUGACGGCGACUCUCAUUCUCCAGAGAAGGUGCAAGUGAGUAACAUAGAAAAUCCUGAAGAAGCAACCUUUGUCGAAUCAUCCCAGCAACCAAUUCCCAUCCAUAGCUCCAUUGCCAAUAACAUCUUUUGCUUAUAUUUAAAACUUGGGAUCAAAGCAUUACCUCUAAGAAUCCAUAGUCAAGUGAAGUACGCGGCUCUAGCUCGAGGAGACGCAGAGAUUUACUUGCGUUUCACUCUCCCGGGGUACCGUGAGUCCAUAUGGAACCAUGCUGCUGGUGCAAUCAUCACCACAGAAGCUGGAGGCGUAGUUUGCGAUGCUGAUGGGAAUCCCCCGGACUUCUCGAGAGGGGAGCAUCUUUAUCUCAAAAGAGGGAUCGUGGUUAGCACCAAGAAGCUCAUGCCACGGCUCUUGGAGGCCAUCAAAGAAUCCAUGAAAGAGGAGAUGCACAUCUCUGAGACACAACUGACACUGUAA